AUGCUCUUUAAGUACGAUGUUUUUAUUGAGUUGAUGACGCCAGCCUACAAUGAUUACGAGGAGAACGAGAUCUCGGCGAGAGAGGACAAGUAAGUGAGAUUGAGGAUAAAUAAUUUUUUUCUGAGCUUCUCCCAUGUUGUCGAUUGCAACUGAUUGCAAAAAAGUCAAGUUUAAAUCUUUAGUCGUUGCCAAGAGCAAGGUUUUUUUCAAACUUUACGUCGACCAAUUUCAGGUCCGUGGCCUCCGAAAAGAUCAUGUUGACUGAAAAAAUUGUGGCCGACUAUAUUCGUAUAUACCACAGUCACUUAUGUUUCGUAUAUGAUUCGAAGCAUCUAUGCUAUCUGCAUCAACCGAUGCCUUUCCCGUUCCACAUCGGUGAAAUUCGAAUGGACCACAAGGCAUUUCUUAUUAAGAUGAGCUUCAGUGAAGCCCAAAGAAUCGGCGAUUUGGACCAGGAGACUUUGGAGAUUUUUGGCGCCCUCUUGAUCAGCCAGGCAUUGAAGCACCGGCUGAGAUUUGAACCUCUUCAAUAUGCGCACCUCUAUGUGCCGGAAGAUGCCUGUUAUGAAAAUAGGGAUGGAACAGGCGUCAUUCUUCGUCUGGCUUAUAAGAGGACCGUUUACCUGACGGAUGGUGGUGAUACGCCCUCCAAUGAAGUCCCCACAGACUUCAUUGGAGGAGCUAUUGUGGUAAGAGACAGUAAGUUUUGUCUGUUGUACGAUUUGAUUCGCCCAUAGGCGGGCCUGCGACAAAAAAAAAUUCGGCCAAAAAUGGCUAGGGAGGACUGAAAGUACUCCUUUUUUAUGGAAGAAUUACCCUCUACGGUAGAUCUAGGUAUGAAACUUUUCGUGCCAAAACUCGUGAAAAAGUCUCAUACUAUCACAUAAAAAUACUAUCCGACUUAGCACAUAAAAUAUUUGGAAUUUUCUGCAAAGAGCUAGGAGUCUCGCAUGUCCUAGAAAAAUUAAUCGCGCAAAAGUUUCAUGAAAAUUUACCAUGUAAGGUAAACUUAUUCCCGCUGAUUUCAGUAAAGUUAGAGCCUACCUUUGGUAGCCUCUUUUCCCUGUACGACUUAUGGGCGAAGAGGCGGCUCCAUGGGGAAGGCGACCGGGAAAUCGAAGACACCUUCCAAGGGGUCUGUUUCCGGGUUUGCUUUGACCCAAAACAGCGAAUAAAAUUCGCACGAUUUAGCGAUGGGCCGAUUGGUGAUAUCCAGUAAGUUUCCAGACAUAAAUUUUUUUUUGCCUAUUUCUAUACCGAUACUUUUAGGUUUGAACAUGGAAACGUCGCUGAUUAUUUUAACAAUAAGUUUGGGGUAUUCGUAAACCCAACUUUCAAGGCGAUGGUCACUGAAAAGAGACAGUUUUAUCCAAUUGAAUUUGUGUAUCCCGUCCAAGGACAAUUUGUUGGAAAAAAGGAACGAGAAAAGGUCAACGAUUGGAAGGAGGUAAACAAUUUUUCAGCUCUGACUAGGGAACUGUACAAACUGACCAUCACCAAAUGGUAAGUGUAAUAUUAUACACCGUUGGAAAGCCCUUGAGAAGUAAUACAUACAGCGGGGGACCUGAUCCAGUGGAAAAAAACGUACCAUUUUGCAUCCGGGAAGUAUCCAAAAUAUGGCAAAAUCCUUCCCUCUCCAAGUGAAAAAACAGAUUUCAAAAGCGCGUCCGCUCUUUUUGUGAAGAAAAGGAGGUGCCCUUCAAAACGAAGUUUUUUUUCACUUGGACAGGGAAGCAUUUUGCCACUUUUUUGAUACUUCCCGGCUGCAAAAUGGUACGUUUUUUGCCACUGUAUCAGGUCCCUCACUGUAGUAGUACUAAGGCUUUCGAACGGUGUAUAAUAUUAUACUUGCUAUUUGGUGAUGGUCAGUUUGUACACUUUGCUAGUAAGUACACCCUAAGGCGUUCUUCUUUUUGCAGUUUCGACUCCUUGAACAUGAACUCCGAAAGAAACAUGAAGAAUUGUUUCACCAAGCUCUAAAUGCUGGCGAUUUCGCUGAUUUUUUUCAAUUUUUCGGAAUGAAGACUUGCGGAUAUGAGGACAAGCCAUUGUCUUCUCUACAAAGGUCGAGGAGCAAUAGUGGCGCGACGUAAGUCAUUUUUUUGUUCCAAUGCCGCUUCUGCAACAAGAAACCGAUAAUAUAAAUUGCAGAGUAGAAAUAUGCAUGGACACAUCGCAUAUUUCUACUCUGCAAUUUAUAUUAUCGGUUUCUUGUUGCAGAAGCGGCAUCGGCACUGACGGUGGCCCCUCUGGAUUGGUUUCUCCGGCCGCCACGCACGAUGAGGACGAAGGUCCGCAGGACUGA
This is a messenger RNA of Bursaphelenchus xylophilus (pine wood nematode), 2305 nucleotides long. Lineage: Eukaryota; Metazoa; Nematoda; Chromadorea; Rhabditida; Aphelenchoididae. The record is from the annotation of a GenBank genome assembly.